AUGUCAAAACACCAUUCGGAUUUGAUUUUAUGCCGCCGGCAACCUGGAAUUACUGUAGGAAAGCUUUGUGAACGUUGUGAUGAUAAGUGCCCAAUUUGCGACUCUCAUGUUCGUCCAACCACACUAGUUCGCAUUUGCGACGAAUGCGCCUUUGGUAGUGCUCAAGAUCGCUGCAUUAUAUGUGGUGCACCUGGUGUCUCUGACUGCUAUUAUUGCGCUGAAUGUACGCGUAUGGAAUACGACCGUGAUGGGUGUCCAAGAGUAAUUAAUCUUGGUACAAGUCGUACGGAUUGGUUCUAUGAAAGAAAAAAAUACAAAAUGGCAGGGAAAGAAAUGCCAGGGCCGAUGUACUGA
Messenger RNA from Schizosaccharomyces osmophilus, 354 nucleotides. RefSeq names its product RING finger-like protein Ini1 (gene ini1). The record is from RefSeq and is a predicted model, not a curated record. Gene Ontology annotation, biological process: mRNA splicing, via spliceosome. The transcript is spliced from 4 exons. Lineage: Eukaryota; Fungi; Ascomycota; Schizosaccharomycetes; Schizosaccharomycetales; Schizosaccharomycetaceae. Bases 1 to 354 code for a protein of 117 amino acids. Gene Ontology annotation, cellular component: U2 snRNP; precatalytic spliceosome; catalytic step 2 spliceosome.